UUGUGGUGAAGUCUUUGUGCUGAAACCACUUGUGGCAUCUCUCUCGAGUAUUUCAAGGAUCCAGAGAUCAUCCCAGAGUGUGGGCACAACUUCUGCAAUCCUGCCUGAUGUAGGGCUGCCAUAUUUCAAAAACUAAAAUUCCUGACAACCGCAAAGCUGUUGAAAAUUUAACUCUUUCAUUGACGCAAGGAAGCCAUGGCUGCUGCAGGGGGUCCCGUCCAAAGUCUGUGUGAUGAAGUUACUUGCUCCAUCUGCCAGGAUUACUUCAAGGAUCCAGUGACCAUCGCAGAGUGUGGGCACAACUUUUGCCGAUCUUGCUUGCGCCAGUGCUGGAGGAAAUUGGAGGCAACAGAGAAUUCCUGCCCUCAAUGCAGAAUAACUGUCCAGCGAAGGAACCUCAUAUUCAACGAACACCUGGCCAACGUGGUAGAAAAAGCCAAGAAGCUGAGUCCUCACCUUAGGAAAGGGAAGGUCUGUGAGAAGCACCAGGAGACCCUGAAGCUCUUCUGCAAAGAACACGGAACCCCCAUCUGUGUGGUUUGUGACAGAUCCAAGGAACAUGAAAAUCACAAGGUGAUUCUUCUGGAGGAAGCUGCCAAAGAGUACAAGGGAGAGAUCUGCAGCCGCCUGGAGAUUCUGAAGAAAGAACAAGAAACCAUUCUGGCCUCUCAGGCAGACCUGGAAAAGGACAGCCAGGAUCUCCUUAAAUUAACAGAAUCUGAGAAGCAGAGGACAGUGGAGAUCUUUAGACAGCUGCGCCAGUUUCUGGAAGAACAAGAAAAAUGUCAGCUGCAUGAAAUAGAAGAGGUGGAGAAAGAGGUUGCAAGGAGAAGGGAAGAGCAGCUGGCCAGACUCUCCAGGAAACUAUCUUCUCUUAAGGGGAUCAUCCAGGAGAUGGAAGAGCAACGACAGAAGCCAGCGAGUGAACUCCUGCAGGAUGUGAGAAGCACCUUGCAGAGGUAUGAGAAAAGAGAGAAAUUGGAGACUCAGUUCGUUUUCCCUCCACAGCUGAAGAGGAAAGCCUCAAGAUUCCGUGACAUAAAUUGUAUCAUUGCGAAUGCAAUGAAACAAUUCAAAGAUUCUCUUUUAUUCAGACAAAUGCUUCAAGAAGCAAAUAUCACUCUCGAUCCAGACACAGCCCAUCCCAAACUCAUCCUGUCGGAGGAUCGGAAAAGCGUGAGAAGUGGAGACAAAGAGCAAAACCUGCCCAACAAUCCUGAGAGAUUCAACACCUGUCAAUCUGUGUUGGGAUGUGAGGGAUUCACAGCAGGCAGACAUUUCUGGGAAGUCAAUGUGGAAAGUGAGGGAUGGUGGGCUUUGGGGGUCACCAGGAAGUCUGUGAGGAGAAAGGGUGUCAUUGCCUUAAUCCCCGAGGAAGGGAUCUGGGCGGUGGGGAGGUUGGGAGGCAAGUACUGGGCCUGCACAUCCCCUCAAUGCUCUCCUCUGUCUUUGAGUGGGGAACUCAAGAGGAUACUAGUGACUCUGGACUGUGAAGGGGGACGUGUGUCUUUUUCUGACACCGAUUCAGGAUCUGAACUCUACACAUUCUCAGGAGCUUCAUUCUCUGGAGAGACCCUCCUCCCUUUCUUUCAUCUGUCAGAUAAUAGAACCCACCUCAGUAUCGCCUGAAGAGACAAAAUAUACCUCUCAGGCCUAGCAAGAGUUUCUCUCCAGUCCAGAGUGACUGAGAGAAAAACAAACCCCACCAAGAGCCAUUUGGACAGUUUUUCAGUAGC
Messenger RNA from Lacerta agilis (Sand lizard), 1736 nucleotides. RefSeq names its product zinc finger protein RFP-like. Lineage: Eukaryota; Metazoa; Chordata; Lepidosauria; Squamata; Lacertidae. Gene Ontology annotation, molecular function: zinc ion binding; protein binding. The coding region runs from base 196 to 1629 and encodes 477 amino acids. The transcript has 7 exons. The record is from RefSeq and is a predicted model, not a curated record.